UGUUUUUCCUUUCCUUCUUGCACGUGCUGUAGACGUAAACUACACAAUGUCCAUCUUGUCCAUCCAACUUGAUUUAACUCUAUGGCCAACUGUUUAGUUCAUUCUUUCCAAAAUUAAGAAAGCUAAUACAAGUCCUAGGUUUUGAACCAGUUUCGUACUCAUCUCUUCAACAAACAGCAGAUCCAAAAUGGCGAGCUUCUAUAGCUUCAAGAAUAUCACGAAGGUUCCUUCGGCCAAGGAGUUUUACAACAUCAUGCUGUCCAAAACUCAGCGGCAAACACCAACUGUUAUUAGGAGACACUUCAAAAUUUCUCGGAUUCGUGCUUUCUACAUGCGUAAGGUAAAACACUGUCAGACCAGAAUGAAUGAAAGGCUGACUCAGAUCAUAACAGAAUUCCCCAAACUCGACACUAUCCAUCCAUUUUAUGCUGAUCUUUUCAAUGUGUUGUAUGACAAAGAUCACUACAAAGUUGCCUUAGGUCAGAUAAACAUAGCUCGGGGUCUAAUAGAUAAUAUUGCCAAAGACUACGUUCGAAUGCUUAAGUUUGGCGACUCUCUGUUCCGUUGUAAAAGACUAAAAAUCGCAGCCUUGGGUAGGAUGGUCAAAGUAAUCAAACGGCAGAAACCAAACUUACAGUAUCUCGAGGAGGUGCGGCAACACAUGGGACGUCUACCUAUUAUUGACCCUCUCUCCCGAGCGAUAAUUAUCUGUGGCUACCCUAAUGUUGGUAAAUCAAGUUUCAUGACCAAAGUAACGAGAGCAGAUGUUGAUGUUCAAUCUUACUCUUUCACAACUCGCGCUCUGUAUGUAGGUCAUAUGGACUACAAGUAUCUCCGUUGGCAAGUGAUCGAUACACCUGGAGUCUUAGAUCGGCCUCUGGAAGAAAGGAACUUAAUUGAAAUGCAAGCCAUCACGGCUUUAGCCCAUUUACGAGCAGCCAUCCUUUACUUCAUUGAUAUAACUGAAAUGUGUGGUUACUCUAUUAAAGAACAGAUCUCAUUGCUGGAUAACAUCAAACCCUUAUUCACCAAUAAGCCACUCUUUGUUGUAUGCAAUAAAAUAGAUCUUGUGAAGCCAGAAGAUUUGAACCCUGAAGCAAAAGAGUUAUUGAAAGGUAUUGAAGAUAGGGGAAUUCCUAUUUUGUACAUGUCAACAAUCAGCGGACAAGGUGUAAUGGAAGUUAAAGAAGCAGCCUGUGAACGGCUGCUUGCACAUAGAGUAGAGGGCAAAGUUAGCGGUCGAAAAGUUGAUUCUAUUCUAAAUAGACUGCAUCUUGCAGAGCCAGCCAAGAGAGACUCAAAGGAGAGACCUGCAUUUGUUCCAAUGGUCACCGAAAGAACAGAACCCAAGAAAACAGCUCGAGAGAGGAUCAACGAAAUGAUUAUGAAGAGAGUAGAGGAAGAGGAAAGUGACACCUAUCACUAUCGCACGAUAGACUUGACUGAGCACUACGACAUUAAUCCUGAAUAUAGAACUGAUAUCAUUCCUGAAAUCUGGGAUUGGCAUAACAUCGCUGACUACAUAGAUCCUGAAAUGUUCCAGAAAUUGGAAGCAUUGGAAAGAGAGGAGCGGUUAAGAGAAGAAGCUGGUUACUACGCAGUUCCUAAAAUUGAGAGGGAUGAGAUGAGGGAAGAAAUUAGGAAACUGGCGGAACAAAUCAGAGAAAGAAAAGCUAUCAUGCGGCAAGAAGCUCAGUUAAACAACAAUAGAAGCCAUCCAAGACCCACCCCAGUUCAGGCGAGAGGGCGUAGCCUGGAAAGGUUCAAAGGUGAAAUGAAGAGAAUAGGUGUAGAGGUAGACAGUGUUUCUGCAGAUGAAUCUAAAGCCAACAAGAGGAGUAGAUCAAGAUCAUUAUCAGCGGCACCGGCCAAGAAGGUCAGAUUUGAAUCGGAAGUCAGGUCUAGAUCAAGAAGCAGAUCAAAACCAGCGAGAGACGAAGCUGGUGUGGAUGAUCCGGAGUUGAAACUGAAGCUGAAGAAGAUCGCAAAGAAGGCGCUGAAGAAGAAGGUUGGUAAGAUGGGACUCAAGGGAGAGGCUGACCGGUUUAUUGGAACGAAGAAUCCCAGACAUCUUUUGGCCGGCAAAAGAGGAAUCGGUAAAACAGAAAGAAGGUAAACUGUGUAAUAAACUACAAAUACAGUCUAUAAAUAUUUUUGUUAACCUGACAA
Bemisia tabaci is the source of this 2169-nucleotide messenger RNA. RefSeq names its product nucleolar GTP-binding protein 1 (gene Non1). Gene Ontology annotation, molecular function: GTP binding. Lineage: Eukaryota; Metazoa; Arthropoda; Insecta; Hemiptera; Aleyrodidae. The record is from RefSeq and is a predicted model, not a curated record.